This is a messenger RNA of Rhopalosiphum maidis (corn leaf aphid), 1307 nucleotides long. RefSeq names its product ras-related protein Rab-21 (gene Rab21). The record is from RefSeq and is a predicted model, not a curated record. The coding region runs from base 480 to 1163 and encodes 227 amino acids. Gene Ontology annotation, biological process: Rab protein signal transduction. Gene Ontology annotation, molecular function: GTPase activity; GTP binding. NCBI's taxonomy places the organism in Eukaryota, Metazoa, Arthropoda, Insecta, Hemiptera, Aphididae. The transcript has 5 exons.
UAUUUAAUAAUAAUAUAAGCUAUAAGUCGUAGUGAUAAUUGAUAUUGUUUAUAUUAAUAAUUAUAAUAAUAUUAAAAUAUAAUUAUUAAUCGCCGAUCGGUGUACGCUUCUCAGUUCUCACUUUUCAAAUUGUCAAUGUUCGACACUUUUGUGGCGUAGGUACUUAUUCACGUCGAUAGCGCGUGCUGCUUGCAUUCACAUACCACGCAUUUAAUUUAAAACAUUGUCUUUCAUUAGUCAUUAUACGGCCAUAUACGAACGGUUUACCUGCAACUUGUAUCCUUGUGCGACCGCCGUCUCUUGACGAGUAAAGUAGUUAUAUAACAAUAAUAUUAUUGAUGAUAUAAUAUCGUAAUCGGACACCACUGCCGCCUUCUUCGAGUGACACCUAACUAUAAGUUGUGUGUGUGCCCGCGCUCGAGUGUUUUGUGCGCACAAAUGUAACACAUACUACCAGAAACAAGACUUACAGCAUCUCUAUGAUGGACGAGUCGGCUGACGGUCUAUCCUCGACUAGCAGCAGGACGACCGCACAGAGCUUCAAAGUGGUUCUAUUGGGCGAAGGGUGUGUGGGCAAAACGUCACUGGUGCUCCGGUACACUGAAGACAAAUUUAAUGACAAACAUGUUAGCACGUUACAGGCGUCUUUUGUCAAGAAAAAACUCAACCUCAAUGGACGGAGAAUAAACUUGUCGAUAUGGGAUACAGCCGGACAAGAGAGGUUCCAUGCCUUGGGACCGAUUUACUACCGAAUGUCCAAUGGUGCAAUACUGGUUUACGACAUCACUGAUGAAGAUUCUUUCCAAAAAGUAAAAAAUUGGAUUAAAGAAUUAAAAAAGAUGUUGGGAAGUGAAAUUUGCCUUGUUAUUGCUGGAAACAAAAUUGAUUUAGAAAAAGAUCGUACAGUUUCAGUAGAAGACGCAGAAAACUACGCUAGUUCAGUGGGUGCUGUACAUUUUCAUACGUCAGCCAAAAUGAAUUCAGGCAUUGAAGAAAUAUUUUUAAGUCUGUGUCGUAUGAUGAUUGAAAAGGCUGAUAAACAAAUUGCUGAUAAUUUAGUCACAUUAAAUCGGUCAGGAAGCACAAGAAGAAGAACAAUAAUAAUUGAUGAUGAAGAUGAUGUGUCAUCUAAAGAAUCGUCACGUUGGUGUUGUAGUAGUUAAUUCAUUACUUUUCACCUUUUUAAAUAUGGUUUAAAGAUACCAAAUUUCAUGUUUAUUAUUAUAUAUUUAUAAUUUUUUUGAGAAACAGUUUUGUUCGUGAUAUUUUUAACUUUUUAAAAAAAUUAUAUUUUUAUAUUAGUUUAA